UAGCUAAACCUAUGAAUUAGCAUUGAAAAAAAAUAACUCGUGUAAAGUGUUGGCAUGGAACAUGUAACUUGCGCAUUUAAAUGAUAUAACUUGUGUAAAGUGUUACAUAUUUAAUUUGUACUGGCUUUAUUACAAAAGCAUUCAACUGCUGAUUAACAGCUGUAGAAGGGCAUUUUGGUCUAAUUUGUAACCCUACUAUAUAAAAGCAUGCACCCUAGGGGGUUUGUUUCCACUUGUUCUCCUUCUUGGUUUCUUCUCUACUUAGAUUCUCUACUAGAAUUCUACAUAUAUUUUUUGUUUGUCUUCACAACAAGCUCUUCGAUGACAUGCUGCCAUGUUUAAAACGGUAUAUGUCAGCCGUCUACUUAGCAUUUGUUGUCAUUAUCAUCUUUGGAUAAGCCAAUACUGAAACCCAUUUUUUUGCCUUUGGCAUCAAUAUCCUACGUGUUGUUUCUAGCCUGCUACGUGUGUUUAGAAUAUAUCUCCAAUUAUAUAUUUAAGCAUCCACUAGGCUAGCUUCUGUCGUCUGCAAAACAUGAAAAGUAGGUCUAAUUUGUAUGGAGUCGUGAACUGCAUUGAUUACAUCUUGAGUAAUGCUAUAAACGGAAAUCUUGCGUGGUUUGUUGGACACAUUUGCUUAAGUAAUUAGAUUUUGAUCGUUUUUUAACGAAGAGAAAAGGAUCGAUGUGGGAGUUAAAGAUAGCGGAAGGGGAUGGCCCUUAUUUGUAUAGUACAAACAACUUUGUUGGUAGACAAUUUUGGGAAUUUAAUCCAGAUGGUGGAACUCCAGAGGAAAAGGAAGAAAUCGAAAAGGUUCGGCAGAACUUCAAAGAUAAUCGAAAGAAAGGAGGAUUUCAUGCUUGUGGGGAUCUCCUAAUGCGGAUGCAGCUAAUGAAGGAAAAUGCAAUCGAUCUUACGAGCAUACUUCCACUGAGACUAAGUGAAGGUGAACAAGUGAAUUUUGAAGCUGUAACAACUGCAGUAAAAAAAGCAGUUCGAUUACAACGUGCAAUCCAAGCAAAAGACGGACAUUGGCCGGCUGAAAAUGCUGGCCCCUUAUUUUUCACUCCUCCACUUUUAAUUGCUUUAUACAUCAGUGGUACAAUUAAUACAAUCUUAACUGAAGAACAUCAGAAAGAAAUGAAACGAUACUUCUACAAUCACCAGAAUGAAGAUGGGGGAUGGGGGUUUUAUAUUGAGGGACACAGCACGAUGAUUGGAUCUGCACUGAGUUAUGUAGCACUACGCAUAUUAGGAGAAGGAGAAGAUGGAGGAGAUGGUGCAAUCGCUAAAGCCCGCAAGUGGAUACUAGACCAUGGCGGUGCAAGCUCUAUUCCCUCUUGGGGGAAGGUUUACCUCUCGGUUCUUGGAGUGUAUGAAUGGGAAGGAUGCAACCCAUUGCCACCAGAAUUUUGGCUUUUCCCAUCUGCAUUUCCAUUUCAUCCAGCUGAGAUGUGGUGCUAUUGUCGGACAACCUACAUGCCCAUGUCAUAUUUAUAUGGGAAAAGAAUCCAAGGACCAAUUACCCAUCUGAUUUCAUCAUUACGAAAAGAAAUUCACCCUAUUCCUUUUGAGGAUAUUAAUUGGAAUAAACAACGGAAUAACUGUUGCAAGGAGGACUACUAUUAUCCACAUUCAUUUCUACAAGAUGCAUUGUGGCAUAGUCUUCACUAUAUUACUGAGCCGAUUGUUAAAUAUUGGCCAUUUUCUAAACUACGAGGAAGAUCUCUUAAUAGAGUUGUGGAAUUAAUGCGCUAUGAAUCAGAAGAGACUAGAUACAUGACCAUAGGAUGUGUUGAAAAAAGUCUACAAAUGAUGUGUUGGUGGGCUGAGAAUCCAAAUGGUGAUGAGUUCAAAUAUCAUCUAGCUAGAGUUCCAGAUUACUUGUGGAUUGCAGAAGAUGGAAUGACAAUGCAUAGUUUUGGUAGUCAAUUGUGGGAUUGUGCUCUUGCAACUCAAGCAAUUAUUGCAAGUAAUAUGACUGAUGAAUAUGAUGAAUGUCUAAAAAAGGCACACUUUUAUAUAAGAGAAUCACAGGUGAAAGAAAAUCCUUCAGGAGAUUUCACCCAAAUGUGUCGACAAUUCACUAAAGGGUCAUGGACCUUCUCCGAUCAAGAUCAUGGUUGGACUGUCUCUGACUGUACAGCUGAAGCACUAAAGUGUCUAUUGUUACUAUCAAACAUGCCACAAGAAAUAGCCGGAGAAAAAGAUGAUAAUGCUCGACUGUAUGAAGCAGUGAAUGUGCUUCUUUACAUGCAAAGUCCUAUAAGCGGAGGAUUUGCUGUUUGGGAGCCGCCAAUUCCCAAACCAUUUCUACAACUUCUUAAUCCUUCAGAGGUUUUCGCGGAUAUAGUUGUUGAGAAAGAGCAUGUGGAGACCACAUCUUCCAUUAUCGGAGCUCUGAUAGAAUUCAAACACGCCCACCCAAGACACAGAAAGGAAGAGAUAGAACACUCAAUUUCAAAUGGAGUACGCUAUCUUGAGGAAACACAGUGGUAUAAUGGUUCAUGGUAUGGUUAUUGGGGAGUAUGCUUCAUAUAUGGAACAUUCUUCGCCCUAAGGGCAUUAAGUAGUGCUGGAAAGACAUAUGACAAUAACGAAGCAGUUCGUAAAGGUCUCAAAUUUUUACUUUCAGUACAAAAUGAAGAGGGAGGUUGGGGAGAGAGCCUCCUAUCUUGCCCUACUGAGGUAUAUACACCGCUGGAUGGAAACCGAACUAAUUUCGUGCAAACAUCAUGGGCUAUGCUUGGCCUUAUGUUCGGUGGGCAGGUGGAAAGAGAUCUGAUGCCUUUACAUAAAGCAGCAAAGCUAUUGAUUAAUGCUCAAAUGGAUAACGGUGAUUUUCCUCAACAGGAAAUUACAGGAGUAUACAUGAAGAAUUGUUUACUGCUUUAUGCACAAUACAGGAACAUUUUUCCACUAUGGGCACUUGCUGAGUAUCGUAAACGUGUUUGGUAGUGUAAAAAAACAGUUAUUCGAAUAUAAGUUAUGAUAGGAGAUGGUGGUGUCUAAUCCUAUGGUGUAAUAUUCGCGAAAGAAAUAUACAGAUGAAUUAUUUAUGGUAUUUUUCAGGA
Lactuca saligna is the source of this 3074-nucleotide messenger RNA. The record is from the annotation of a GenBank genome assembly. NCBI's taxonomy places the organism in Eukaryota, Viridiplantae, Streptophyta, Magnoliopsida, Asterales, Asteraceae.